AUGUACUACCCUCCCAAUAUGCGUCCCGACACCCCGAUCCUUGUCUUCUCAUACAGCAGUGGGUUCUACAUGGCCGCACCCACACUUCCCACCCCUGCGUUCAUCAUCUACCACAACCUCGGCUCCUUCUUCACCUCCCAUGGAUUCAUCACCAUCAUCCCCAACUACUGCCUUGUCGACUUGGGUGUGCAGUUCCCUGGUGCAGUGCAAGACAUGCAGGAUGCCAUGCAGUGGGUCAUGGAUAACCUUCCCUCCCCUGAUUCUGAUAUCUAUGUCCUCGGCCACUCAGCAGGGGUGAUGAACAUGUUCAUUAUCCUCACUCUUCCGGAGCUGUACUCCCCCAGUUUGCAGCCACAUAUCAAAGGUGUGGUCUUCCUUUCUGGGCCAUAUACAUUUGAGGAUAUGCCUGUGGAUAUGAAAGAUUCCGUCAGGCUGUACUAUGGUGAAGAUGAUGAGGCGAAACAGGGUGCCAUUGGCAUUGUUGGAAUCAGCAAGUUCCAUACCAACUCCAAGACUUUUGCUAGGUAUUGGCAAGAGGGACAUUCCCUGCCUGCACCCCGCUAUGGAGAAAUUCAGCGAGGCUUUGAGGGUAUCAUACGAUGAGUUUGUCAUGAAAGGGCAUAAUCAUGUUAGCUUGGUGUUCACACUUGGGACUGGGCAGGGUGAGGAAUGAGCAGAGGAUGUGGUCAAGUGGAUUCAUGCAUGCAGUGAGCCAUAAUAGCUAUGUCAUCCUUUUCUAAUAUGAUGCACUUCAUCAUAUCGCUAUGCCAGCACUUGAAAAGGAUUCAGUUAGGUUUGUCAGACAGGGAGGAUAAUCUAGCUACUAGCAAUUAGGGACAAUAUCAAAAAUUUAAGCCAC
Desarmillaria tabescens is the source of this 859-nucleotide messenger RNA. RefSeq lists its product as uncharacterized. Lineage: Eukaryota; Fungi; Basidiomycota; Agaricomycetes; Agaricales; Physalacriaceae. The transcript has a single exon. The record is from RefSeq and is a predicted model, not a curated record. Bases 1 to 603 code for a protein of 200 amino acids.